Plasmopara halstedii is the source of this 1020-nucleotide messenger RNA. RefSeq names its product peptidyl-prolyl cis-trans isomerase. The transcript is spliced from 3 exons. Gene Ontology annotation, molecular function: peptidyl-prolyl cis-trans isomerase activity. Gene Ontology annotation, biological process: protein folding; protein peptidyl-prolyl isomerization. The coding region runs from base 1 to 1020 and encodes 339 amino acids. NCBI's taxonomy places the organism in Eukaryota, Oomycota, Peronosporomycetes, Peronosporales, Peronosporaceae. The record is from RefSeq and is a predicted model, not a curated record.
AUGUCGUUGCUACUGCGUCCUUCUCUGCUUCUGCUGCACUCGCAGCGCUCAAUGCACUUUGCAGUUCCCCGCAUGCAAACGGCAGCGUUUAGCUCGUCAGCUAGCAAUUCUAGCCGUCUGCCUCGACUUACGUCUUUGCAAAAGACAUCGCUUGGUCUAGCCGCCAUGUUCGGCGGUGGUUACGCUAUUGGCUAUUUAUUUGGUCCCUUUCCAUCGCUUGAAGAUUUGAUGGGAGUCAAAGCCGUAAGCGGAGCUCCAGCGUAUAAGGGCGAGCUUAAAGUGACGGACAAAGUGUUUUUUGACAUCAGUAUUAAUGACGAUUACGUUGGAAAAAUUGUCAUGGGUUUGUACGGUGAAGUCCAACCUCGAACAGUGGAAAAUUUUCGGGCGUUGUGCUCAGGUGAAAAGGGUGCAUCUCGUGCUGGGCCUCCACUUUGGUACAAAGGCUCUUUCUUUCAUCGCAUCAUUCCCGGCUUCAUGAUUCAGGGGGGUGACUUUACGCAGCACAAUGGAAUCGGUGGCGAAUCAAUUUACGGACGUCGUUUUGACGAUGAAAAUUUGAGUGUGCCUCAUUCAGGCCCUGGAACGCUGAGUAUGGCAAACGCCGGCGCUAAUUCUAAUGGCAGUCAAUUCUUUAUCUGCACAGGUGACACACCAUGGCUUGAUGGCAAGCACGUCGUUUUUGGACGGGUACUGGAUGGGAUGGAUGUUGUAGACAUUAUCUCGAGCUGCGGAAGACGCUCCGGUAAGCCUAAAGCCGCAGUAAAAAUUCUCAAUUGUGGAGUAUUGGAUGCAGACAGUUCUACUCAAAGUGAUGUGACGGAAGAAAAGGUAAUAAAACGCUUGACACAUGAAGAAAUGCAGGAUCGUCUGGAUAUGCUUCGGGAGAUGGAAAGCAAGUUUGCGGCGCAAAAAGAAGCCGUUGAUUCUGCCAUGUAUAAGCAAUUUAUGGAUGAAAUUGGUCUUGAAAAGUCUCGCUUGAAAAACGAAAUCGAGAAACUUCAGUCCAAGGAGAAGUAA